Molecule: messenger RNA, 1455 nt
Organism: Meriones unguiculatus (Mongolian gerbil)
Lineage: Eukaryota; Metazoa; Chordata; Mammalia; Rodentia; Muridae
Gene: Awat1
Product: acyl-CoA wax alcohol acyltransferase 1
Exons: 7
Coding region: 142-1128 (328 amino acids)
Biological process (GO): lipid metabolic process
Cellular component (GO): endoplasmic reticulum membrane
Molecular function (GO): long-chain-alcohol O-fatty-acyltransferase activity
Source: RefSeq, a predicted model, not a curated record
GUUAGGGCAAGGAGAGGAGAGGAAAAGUGUCGGCUCUUCAUCGUCUCGGGUGUUCACUAUUAAGUGAGUUUCCAGAGGCUGGCAGCGCCUUUCACUGGGACAAGCUCUGGGACCUUUACCUCCCUCAGGCUCCUGGGCAUCAUGCCUUGCUCGAAGAAGCCUGAUUACUUACAGAGUCUGCUUGUUCUGCAGUGGCCCAUUAGCUACCUUGCCAUCUUUUGGAUCGUGCAGCCAUUGUUCAUCUGCCUGUUGUUCACACCUUUGUGGCUGUUACCAGCACUUUACUUUGUCUGGUUUUUCCUGGACUGGAACACUCCAAAUCAAGGUGGCAGACGUUCGGCCUGGGUAAGGAACUGGCGUAUCUGGACCCACUUAAGGGACUAUUUCCCCAUUACAAUCCUGAAGACUAAAGAACUGCCACCUUCACGCAACUACAUCAUGGGGGUCCACCCCCAUGGGCUCCUGACCUAUGGCGCCUUCUGCAACUUCUGCACUGAGUCCACAGGCUUCUCGAAGAUCUUCCCAGGCAUCACUCCUCACUUGGCCACACUGUCCUGGUUCUUCAAGAUCCCGAUUAUUAGGGACUACCUUAUGGCCAAAGGAGUGUGUUCUGUGAGCCAGCCAUCUAUCGACUACCUGCUGAGCCACGGCACUGGAAAUCUCGUGGGCAUUGUUCCGGGAGGAGUGAAAGAGGCCCUACAGAGUGUGCCUAACACCACCACCCUCAUUCUCCAGAAGCGCAAAGGGUUUGUGCGCACAGCCCUCCGACAUGGGGCUCAUCUGUUGCCUACCUUCACGUUUGGAGAAACUGAGGUAUAUGACCAGUUGGUGUUCCCCGAGGACAGCUGGAUAUUCAAGUUCCAAAGCUACUUCCGCCAGAUCUUUGGUUUCUAUUUUUGUUUCUUCUAUGGUCAAGGCUUCCGUCAAGGUUCCUUUGGACUCCUACCAUACCACAGGCCCAUUGUCACCGUAGUUGGGGAGCCUUUGCCACUGCCUCAAGUUGAAAACCCAAGCCCAGAGAUGGUGGACAAAUAUCAUGCACUAUACAUGGAUGCCCUGAAAAAGCUGUUUGACCAGCAUAAGGUCCAGUAUGGCUUCCCAGACACCCAAAAGCUGGUCUUCUUGUGACUGAAGAAACUGUACCUAAGAGCAUGGUGGCACCUGCUUUGGAGAGGAAACUGGGUUAUCUAGAACCAGAGAGUCCUGGGAUAUGAAGGAAGGUAAAAGAGGCUAUGUGUAUAGUCAGGGAGAAGAAACCAAGAGCUCCUUACUGACCAUAACACUGCUCCUGCCCACACCCCCACAGGAGUUGUCCCUGUGGAGCCCCACCCACCCAUGCUUCAGAGGAGAACACCCUGAGGCCCCUCUUGCCCCACACCUUUCUGAACCUGAAAUCUUAGAUUCUGAAGGACUCAAAUGACUCACAGUCACCACUCCAAGUUUUUAAAAUCUUAA